AUGGCACUAAAUUUGGUCGACGAAUUCGUCAUCCUCGUCGUGAAUAAUCAUCAUAACCACCCAUGUAGUCAACAAGACGAAUCUGCUCCGUUUUCAAUCUCAGCUUCGGAAAUUGCAUCCUGGGAUUUGUCAGAGAUACUCUGCUCCGGAAGACUGAAAGUCCGAGCUCAUCGAGCCAGGCUCAUUCAAGAGUCCUCGUAUUUCCAUGGCCUUCUUAGCGGGAACUUCAGUGAAUCAGGCCUUGAUCAUAUCUCUAUCGAAUGGAACCAAGAGACUUUCUUGUAUCUUCUGAUGUUUAUGUAUGAUUGCGCCAUUGAUCUUACAUCCACUAGUUUCUUACCUCUAUUCGAUGCUGCACUCUUUUUUGGAGUGGAGAGGCUUCUCACUAAAUGCAACAGCUGGCUUUCGAUGGUGGCAUCAUCGAAUGUCCACGAAUCACCACAAAUACAACUGCCUGACCUUGUUCAGAUGUGGACUUUUGGUCUCGAGCGUGCUGCAGACUUUGUGCCAGAUCUCUGUGCAGCCUAUCUUGCAAAGAAUCUCAUGUUGAUAAAACAUGAUAAGUGUUUUGGAAAUGUUCCUUAUGAGUUGUUGAUGUGUUGCAUAAAAGAUGCUCAUCUGACUGUACAUAGCGAGAUGCAUCUUGCUGAGGCACUUCUUGUUUGGCUUGAUGCCGACAAAAGAAUGUUUGACUUGUCAGAGAGUGGUCAGGAUAACGUAAUCAACUUGAUGGAACAGGUCCGUUUUAGUCUUUUGCCACUGUGGUUUAUUGCAGGAGGAAGAAGCAAGUCUCACGGUUUCUCAAAGUUUGCUGAUCAAAGCGUUGAAUUGGUUACUAAACUAACGAAAAUGUCAUCCACAUGCUUGGUCGAUAGCCUAAGAGAUGGACCUCCUGCUGAUCUUAGAGUUCGUCUGACUGAAUACACAGAGAGAUUAGACCUCUCAGGAUGCCCACAGUUAAAUGAAGCCAUUCUGCUAAUGUCACUACUUCCCAACUCAUACUUCCAAAACCCCAUGUGGAGAAAGUCUUUAAAAAGUUUCUCAACUUUACCAAUUCUAUCUUUUGAAAUGGUGAAAGAGGUUGAUAUUUCCAAGUGUCAGAGUCUUGAUUAUAGUCUUGCCAUCAAGUGCUUCUCUAAGUCAUUCCCAUCAUUAAGAAAACUGAGAGCUGCUUAUCUCUUUAGCAUCAAGGUCUCCACUAUGCUCCAACUCCUCCAGGAUUUUCGCCAGCUUACUGAAGUUGAUUUAACAGUCGAUAUUGUUCCUAUAAUAAUGGCUCAAGCAUCUGUGUUUUACUCAAGUCCAGGUUUAGCUCAAACCCCACCCAUCAUCUUCUUAACAUCUGGAAGUCAUUCCUCUGGAUCUUGCCAAGAUCUUCAUUCGCUCUCGAAUAUCACAAGAAUAACGCUGGAGGGUAGAAGUGAUAUAUGUGAUACGGAUCUGCGGAGCAUCUCUAGAUUAUGUGAUUCGUUGUGUUACCUGAACAUAAAAGGGUGUGCACUACUCUCAGAUGCAUGCAUAGCAUAUGUUAUACAGAGGUGUAAAAGCUUAAGCUCUCUCGUAGUUAGCUAUACAUCCUUCUCGGAGAAUUCGGUUUUGGCACUGUGCGCUAGUGUUUCUAUGACCAAUGAGCAUGUGGAUACAACUUCAUUAGCACCCAAUCUUCAGAUACUGCACAUGAGUAAAUGCGAGGGAAUCAGUGAGACAUCACUUCUAAACUUGAUAUCUCGGACACAGAAAAUGAAGAGCCUCUGCUUAAGGGAUACAAAAGUUUCAGACUGUGUGUUAUCUGAAUUCUCUGGCUCUUCCUUGGAAGCACUUGAUAUUUCAAAUACCACGAUAUCUAGUAUGGCUCUUGCUAAAGUGAUUAGCAAAAAUCCUAAUCUAAAAAGCCUUAAAGCCAAGGGAUGUAAAAAUCUGCUUCAGUCACAGAUUGAUGACGAUUUCUCUCCGUUGCUUUCUUGCCAAGAAGUGUUUAAUGGUUUAAGCAAGGGAAAUGGAUUGGAGGAGCUUGAGAUUGGUUGGGGGUUUUCAUAUUUCUCUAUUGAGUCUUUGAGACCUUCACUUUCGUGCCUACGAGCUAUAAGUGUUGGUUUGGGAGCUUCUUUAGGUGAAGAUGCUUUAAAGCUUCUAGCUUUGACAUGUCCUUUGCUAGAGUCUAUCGUCCUUUGUUUCCAGGAAAUAUCUGAUUCUUCAUUGACAAGUAUUGUGACAUCGUUGAAGCAUUUAGAAGAGUUGGCUUUGUCCUAUUGUUUCGGUGACAUAUCAGUUGAAAGCUUCAAGUUCUCUAUGCUGAAUCUGAGAAAGCUAAGGCUUGAGAGGGUCGCUCGUUGGAUGACCAAUGAUGAUUUGUUUGUUCUCACGCAAAGCUGUCCGAAUUUGACCGAGCUUUCGUUACUAGGAUGUUUACACUUAGAUUCAGAUUCUCAACCUAUCAUCUCAGCUGGAUGGCCUGGAAUGAUUUCUCUUCAUCUGGAGGAAUGUGGAAGAAUAACAGAGAAUGGUGUGGCUUCUCUGUACGGCUGCAUUGCUCUCGAAGAUCUUUUACUUCGCCACAACGGCUCUGGGAUACAGAAAAGCUUCCUUCUUGAUGCUGCUUUGAAGUUUCCAAUGCUUCGGCUGGUAUCUCUGGACAUGUGUGAUGCAAAGGAAGGCAAUUUCGAUGUCCCAGAGGAGGAAGAAGAAGGUCGUUUCCUAAGCAUAGUGAAGAUCAGUAGAUGCAAGUCUCAGAGAUGCGUUCUGGGAAGAGACUUGCCUCCAGUGCAUAGAGAGACGCUUGUUAUGUUUUGGAAUGGCCAAAACUACACUAAGACGCUGCUCAAACAAAGACUUUGA
Microthlaspi erraticum is the source of this 2835-nucleotide messenger RNA. The record is from the annotation of a GenBank genome assembly. NCBI's taxonomy places the organism in Eukaryota, Viridiplantae, Streptophyta, Magnoliopsida, Brassicales, Brassicaceae.